CGCGCACGUACGGUUUACACUUUGAUAUUUAACGUAAUCACGCGUUUAAACUUAGCCAGAGUAGAUUUCACCAUGUUACUGAAUGGUUGCGCUUCGCGUCAAUAAUGUACGCGGUACCGGUAUGGUGAAUUAAAGUUACUUAAUAAUUUAAGAACAUUUAUUUAUUUUAAGACAGUUGAUAAACUUUAUUAAUAGAAGUGAACAUGGACGUGCCGGCAAAGGGAAAUGUUUUGGGCAAGGUGGUACCAGCGCGGUACAUCCUCGCCAUCCUCGGCUCCAUAGCCAUGGCCAUCGUCUACGGGCUGAAGGUCAACCUGUCUGUAGCCAUGGUGGGAAUGCUGAACUACACCGCCAUCAAGGCUUUAGAGGGGGAAGCAGGGAGCCACUCCGCCGCUGCAAAUUCAAGCAACGACUGUGGGAGCAACAGCGCUGGGAACGUCACUCAUCAGGAAAUCGACGGUCCUUUCACAUGGGGAAGCACAACGCAAGGCAUCGUGAUGAGUUCGUACUUUUGGGGAUACUUCAUCUCACAGAUUCCAGGGGCGCGGAUAGCGGAGCUGUUCUCAGCCAAAUGGGUGAUGUUCUUCAGUGUCACCAUCAACGUCGUGUGCACGCUGCUCACACCCGUGAUGGCUGAGUGGGCCGCCGCAGCCGCUGUGGUCAUGAGAAUCGGCGAGGGGAUUGGCGGGGGGGUAACGUUUCCCGCUAUGCACGUGCUGCUGUCGAAAUGGGCGCCGCCGGCGGAGCGGAGUGUCAUGGCAGCCCUGGUGUACGCCGGGACGUCGCUGGGCACAGUCAUUUCCAUGCUGCUGGCAGGCAUACUCACAGCUCAGCUGGGUUGGGAGAGUGUGUUCUACGUGAUGGGAGGGCUGGCAGCGAUCUGGUGCCUGCUGUGGGUGGUACUGAUCCAGGACUCUCCGCAGCAGCAGCCCCUCAUCAGCGCAGAGGAGCGGAACAUGAUCGUCACGUCCUUGGGAGGAAAGAGCGACGAUCACGGUCAUAAGAACCUGCCAGUACCAUGGCGCGCAGUGCUGACAUCUCCUCCGUUCCUGGCCAUUCUGGUGUCUCACGCCUGUUCCAACUGGGGCUGGUACAUGCUUCUCAUCGAGCUGCCAAUGUACAUGAAGCAGGUCCUCAAGUUCGAGAUGACUGAGAAUGCCGUCACCACCGCCAUGCCAUUCCUGACGCUCUGGUUCUUCAGCAUGGGGCUCAGCAAGACCUUGGACUGGCUGCGAGGCCGUGGCAACAUCACCACGACUACGGCUAGAAAGAUCGGUACUUUGUUUGCUUCUGUGGUCCCAGCGAUCUGCCUGUUGGCGGUUUGCUACAUCGGCUGCAACCGAGCCGCGGCCGUAGCUCUCAUGGCGAUCGGAGUUACUUGCGUCGGCGGGAUGUUCUGCGGGUUCCUGUCCAACCACAUCGACAUAGCGCCUAACUUCGCAGGAACCUUAAUGGCGAUCACGAACACCGUAGCCACAAUUCCUGGCAUCGUCGUACCCAUCUUCGUUGGAGAAAUAACCAAAGGAAAUAAAACCAUAACGGCCUGGCGCGUGAUAUUCUUCGUGACGAUAGCGCUGUAUGCGCUGGAGAUUCUCGCGUACACGAUCUUCGGCUCGGGCGAGGAGCAGCCGUGGAACAAAGUGGAACAGGAGGAACCCGCGGAACACAAGCCGCUCAACAAUGACACUGAGAAGACACAUGUGUAAUCUGAAAUAUUCAAAUUGUGCUAUGUGGAAAGAAGAAACUUUUCCCCUGCUGCGCUUAGAGCAGUUAGUAUAUGUAAAUUUCCAGAAACAAUCCGCUCAACAAUGGUACUGAAGAAACACUCGUUCAAACUAUAAAAAAAGAUUUCUGCUCUCCUCCUGGACUCAACUUUCGUUCCGCUGCGAAUGCUGCGAUAAAUGAAGUAGACGCUUUUCUGCUUUAUUGAACAGAAAAAUAACCAAGUAUGAAAAUUUGUAGAAAACCGUGAUAUUCUUCGUGACUAGCGCUGUAUGCGCUGGAGAUCCUCGCGUACAUGCACGAUCUUCGGCUCCGGCGAGGAGCAGCCGUGGAACAAGGUGGAACAGGAGGAACCCGCGGAACACAAGCCGCUCAACAAUGACACUGAGAAGACACAUGUGUACGUAAUCUAAAAGAAACGUUCAUUUUCUCAAUGGAAAAAAGAAACUUUUGUCUCGCUAAGAUAAAUAAUUGACGCUUUUAGCCUGCUUUCAUCAGAAAAAUACCUACCCAGGUAUUUUCAAAAGUUAAUUUCUAGGAACAAUCCGCUCAACAAUGAGACAGAAGAAGCACUCGUUCAAACUAAAAAAAAAAUCCACUGUACAUAAAGCUGAGCAUCACAAAAAUAUGAUUAUAAUUCUAAAUUGUGAUGGUAUAAAAUAUUGUGACGGU
Molecule: messenger RNA, 2394 nt
Organism: Leguminivora glycinivorella
Lineage: Eukaryota; Metazoa; Arthropoda; Insecta; Lepidoptera; Tortricidae
Gene: MFS3
Product: sialin
Exons: 11
Coding region: 204-1706 (500 amino acids)
Biological process (GO): monoatomic anion transport; transmembrane transport
Molecular function (GO): transmembrane transporter activity
Source: RefSeq, a predicted model, not a curated record